Molecule: messenger RNA, 15280 nt
Organism: Corythoichthys intestinalis (scribbled pipefish)
Lineage: Eukaryota; Metazoa; Chordata; Actinopteri; Syngnathiformes; Syngnathidae
Product: protein unc-80 homolog
Exons: 66
Coding region: 148-10515 (3455 amino acids)
Biological process (GO): monoatomic cation homeostasis
Cellular component (GO): axon; cation channel complex
Molecular function (GO): monoatomic cation channel activity
Source: RefSeq, a predicted model, not a curated record
CGGACACUUGCAGCCAUUUUACGCAGCACGAAUCCAAUCAUGUCGUGAGAGAGAAGCUCGCCGCUCACCUGAGCCAACAGCCGCCGCCAACCGGUGGUCGCACGCAGGCAGGAGGGCAGAGAGGAGAAGCGGGAACGGGCGGCCAACAUGGUGAAGAGGAAAAGCUUGGAUGACAACGAGCCGGAGUGCGGGAAAGGAAUCCCGUUUCCCAUCCAGACCUUCCUGUGGCGGCAGACCAGUGCGUUUUUGCGUCCUAAGUUGGGGAAACAAUAUGAAGCAUCUUGUGUGUCCUUUGAGCGUGUCCUGGUUGAGAACAAGCUACACGGCUUGUCGCCGGCCCUUUCCGAGGCGAUUCAAAGCAUUUCCCGAUGGGAGUUGGUCCAGGCUGCCCUGCCGCAUGUUCUGCACUGCACCUCUAUCUUGCUGUCCAAUAGGAACAAACUUGGUCAUCAGGACAAACUGGGUGUGGCCGAAACCAAGUUGCUCCACACGCUGCACUGGAUGCUCUUGGAUGCCGCCCAGGAGUGCAACCAUGAGCCCAGCCUGAGCCACGGUUGGUCUGCCGGUAGCAGCGGUGGGGGCGCCUUCCUGCAACCCGUCGGAAACCAGGGCUCAUCGCCAGGCGCACCAGGCUCCUGCUCUAGCUCUGCCCUAGGAGGGUCUGGUCAACAUCACAGCAGUUCCCUGCUCGAAGAGGAUGAGCAUGCUCGCACCAAGUUGUUCCACAAGAGCAUGGCAACCGUGGAGCUCUUCGUGUUUCUCUUUGCGCCUCUGAUUCACCGGAUAAAGGAGUCAGACUUGACCUUUCGCCUGGUCAGUGGUCUCAUAAUUUGGCAGCCAAUGUGGGAGCACCGCCAGCCUGAUAUCCCCGCCUUCACAGCCCUCAUUAAACCGGUCCGAAACAUUGUAACAGCAAAAAGGAACUCCCCGAUCAGUAACCAGUGUAGCCCACGUGGGUCUGGAAACCCUGGUCCCAUGGGCUUUCAGGUUGUCUGUGAGGCUGGCCAUUCCGAUUCUUCUUCUUCCUCAGCUGCAGGAGAGCACAGCUGUCGCCGCGGUAACUCUGUGGAGAAAAGCGGUCCUUCCCAGCAACCACCACUAAUCAAAGGACCCACCAAGAAGAAGACAUCAGCCCCCGCUGGCAUACCAGUAUCACUGUCUCAGCGUGCUCGCUACGCCACCUACUUUGAUGUUGCGGUCCUGCGCUGCCUUCUGCAGUCUCACUGGACUGAGGAGGGGGUGCACUGGGCAUUGAUGUACUACCUCCAACGGCUGAGACAGAUUCUGGAGGAGAGACCUGAACGUGCGCCAGAACCGCUCGUCACUCCUCUGCCACGCCCGCGAAGCAGCUCCAUGGUGGCCGCCACCCCUUCAUUGGUCAAUACCCACAAAACACAAGAUAUGAGUCUUAAAUGCAACGAGGAGGGUAAAUCUCUGAGCACUGAGACGUUCACCAAGGUAUCCUUAACCAACCUUCGGCGCCAAGCUGUACCUGACCUUUCAUCUGACCUUGGCUUGAAUAUCUUCAAAAAGUUUAAAAAUCGGCGUGAGGACCGAGAGCGGAAGGGGUCAAUUCCCUUCCAUCACACAGGGAAGAAGCGCCAACGCCGUAUGGGCGUCCCCUUUCUGCUCCACGAGGACCACCUGGAUGUCUCACCCACCCGCAGCACGUUCUCAUUCGGAAGCUUUUCUGGCCUGGGCGAUGAUCGACGUACUCUGGACCGUGGGGGCUGGCAGGCCACCAUCAUGGGUAAAUUCACGCGUCGGGGCAGCACAGACACAGCCGCCGACGCCGACAGCCUGAGCACCAAACACUCGCAUUCCCACCAUUCACUUCUCCGAGAAAUGCCCGACCACUCUAAUAGCCACAGUGAGAACACCGUCAAAGAGGUUCGAUCCCAGAUCUCCACCAUUACUAUGGCCGCGUUCAACACAACCGUGGCGUCUUUUAACGUGGGCUAUGCGGACUUCUUCACUGAGCACAUGAAAAGACUGUGUAACCCUGUGGUGGUCCCAGAGAUGCCUGUGGAGCCGCUGGCCUGUGCCAACCUUCCUCGCAGCCUGACUGACUCCUGUAUUAACUACUCCUGCCAAGAGGAGGGUGACAACAUCGAGGGCACCAAUAACUUUGUGCUAAAGAAUGGAAUGUUGGAUCUUACAGCAGUGCUGCGUGCCCUCUAUGCUGUCCUCAGCCAUGACAUCAGCUCUAGGAUCUGUGAUGUUGCGCUCAACAUCAUUGACUGCCUGCUGCAACUGGGCGUUGUGCCCGGGGUGGGUAAAAAGCUGUCCAAGCCUGACAACAAGGAGAAUGAAGAGGUGCGAGCCAAGGACGCAGUUGGCCACAGCCUUGGAGGAGGAGGCGGGGGAGGAGGUGGUGGUGGAGAUGGCGGCAGCGGAGGAGGAGGCGGAGGGGGGAGCGGCGGAGGAAGUGGCCAAGGAAGCAAGGAUGAUGUGAAGAAUAAUAAGGACAGUGACAAAAAGGAAGAGAGUUCUUCCUUGAGCACCCACCGGCUGGCCCUCUCCAUGCUCAUCAAGAUAGUCAAAUCCCUGGGUUGUGCUUACGGAUGUGGCGAGGGACAUCGUGGCCUUUCGGGAGAUCGCCUGAGGAUGCAGGCUCAAAACUGCUUGACAAACCUUUACAAGCUGGACAAGCUGCAGUUUCGCCAGACAAUGCGUGACUAUGUCAACAAAGACUCUCUGAAUAACAUUGUGGACUUUCUUCAUGCUCUGCUGGGCUUCUGCAUGGAGCCUAUCACCGACAAGUACGGCAGUGCAGGUGAGAGGUCCAGGAGGGCGAAAAAACGAAACAUCGAUAAAGCGGGGUUUGGGAACAAUUUCACCACAGGCGACAACAAGUCCUUGGCGCAGAACAUGGAGGCGGUGGUUGUGGGUUGCAUGUUCAAGUCGUUGAUCACCCGCUGCGCCUCCACGACACAUGAGCUUCACAGCCCUGAGAACCUGGGUCUGUACUGUGACAUUCGCCAGCUAGUGCAGUUUAUAAAGGAAGCUCAUGGAAAUGUUUUUCGUCGUGUGGCCCUGAGCGCGCUCCUAGACAGCGCUGAGAAGGUCACAGCUGCCAAAAAACCAGAGGAUAGAGAUGAGAGCAAAUUGCAAGCACCAAGAAGGUCAGAGGCAGGUAUGUCCGGGGUGAAGGGUCAGGUGUCCAGUGCUGCAGAUGAGUGUCGCAGCUACAUCUCCAGCAGACCCCCCCAGACCCCCGAACAUGAGGAGCAAAUCCCGGGAGCUCUGCUUGGCAGAAAAGACUUUUGGAGGAAGAUGUUUAAGUCGCAGAGUGCUGCCAGUGACACCAGCAGCCAGUCGGAACAGGACACAUCGGAAUGCACCACCGCCCACUCUGGCACCACCACAGACCGUCGCUCCAGAUCGAGAUCCCGGCGUAUUUCACUUCGUAAGAAACUCAAACUGCCCAUAGGCAAUUGGCUGAAGCGUUCAUCUCUCUCCGGACUUACUGACGGUGUGGAAGACCUAUUAGAUAUCAGCUCAGUUGAUAGACUCUCUUUUAUACGACAAAGUUCAAAGGUGAAGUUCACCAGCGCAGUCAAGCUGUCAGAGGGCGUUGCCACCGGGCCAGAGUACGGCAGGGAUGAGGAAGAGAAUUUCUUCAAGCGGCUCGGUAAAUGGAGGUCUGGCAGGAGGAAUCCAUCCAAGCUUCACCACACAGAAGAGAAAGAUGGACCCCAUGGUUUCCAGGAGCGUCUUGCCGCCAGUCAGGAGGCCAUAAAAAACAAAAAUGUUGUGAACCUGGGUGCUAUUCGACAGGGCAUGAAACGCUUCCAGUUUCUGCUCAACUGCUGUGAGCCCGGGACCAUACCUGACGCUUCAAUCCUUGCCGCUGCUCUAGACCUGGAAGCGCCCAUCGUAGCUCGGGCAUCCCUCUUUCUUGAAUGUGCUCGAUUUGUUCAUCGCUGUAACCGUGGCAAUUGGCCAGAGUGGAUGAAGGGACACCAUGUUAACAUCACCAAGCGAGGCCUGUCCAGGGGGCGAUCGCCCAUAGUGGGAAAUAAAAGGAAUCAGAAACUCCAGUGGAAUGCAGCAAAGCAUUUCUGUCAGUGGGGAGAUGCAAUUGGCACGCGGCUGAGCGAAUUGUGCCACUGCGACAGCGAAAGUCCUGCCAACAUCCUGGGGUACAUCUACGAUGAGGAGGCGAAACGGAGAAUGAGGAAGGAGGAUGAGGAAGAGGACUACUUAGAUGAUAACACAGUCAAUCCGACAAAGUGUGGCUGCCCUUUUGCCCUGAAAAUGGCUGCUUGCCAGCUGCUAUUGGAAAUCACCACCUUUCUACGAGAGACGUUCCCUUGCUUGCCGCGACCACGCACGGAACCACUUGUGGAUUUAGAAAGCUGCCGUCUGCGUCUGGAUCCCGAGCUUGGACGACAUCGCUAUGAGAGGAAGAUCAGUUUUGCAGGCAUCCUUGAUGACGAGGACGGCCAUGACUCGCUUAACAGUAGUAGCCACACUCUGAAGUCAGACACCAUGUGUGAUGAGAAAAAGGUUCAAGAGGCCACAGCUCCGACCAGGAAAAUUCGAAUCGGCGGCUCGCGGCUCCUCCAGAUUAAAGGAGCCCGCAGUUUCCGUGUGAAAAAGGGGGGGUCUUUGUCUUCCAUACGGCGGGCGGGCAGCCUGAAGAGCACCAAGAUGUCCCGACAGGAUUCAGAAUCAGAAAAUGAGGAGGGGAUACUUUCACAAACAAACAGCAGGGAUACUGUGACAGACAUCGGUAGUCCCUGUAGCACUAGUGAACCCAGCAUCGAGCCUGAGGGCCAGAGCUCAAGCGGAACAGAAGACAACUACCACCGCAACAUGUCAUGGCUCCACAUCAUGAUCCUGCUGUGCAACCAGCAGAGCUUCAUCUGCACUCACAUUGACUUCUGCCACCCGCGUUGCUACCAGCACCACAACCGCUCCUGUGCCCGCCUUGUGCGGGCCAUCAAGCUAGUGUACGGUGAGACGGUGGACAGUCUAAGAGAAGACAGCGGCGCAACGGCCGCCGGCAUCAUGAGUGCUCGUGCUCAGAAAAACAAAGAGUGUUCUGACAAAUCAUGUCUGAGAACGCCAUCCAUGAAAAGGAGACCCACUGACAGCAACACAGAAGGAAAGAAGGACACUGGGAUGUUAAAAUACAUCAGGAACCAAGUGAUGAGCUUGUCGCCAGCUCCCUUGUCACUGCUCAUCAAAGCUGCUCCCAUCUUGACUGAUGAUAUGUAUGGAGACAUUCAGCCUGCAGCUUGGGAGCUCCUGCUCAGCGUGGAUGAACAUAUGGCAGCAGCUUCAGCCGCCAUGUUUCUCCUGUGCGCAGUCAAGGUCCCCGAUGCCGUGACUGAGAUGAUGAUGGCCGAGUUCCAACACCACGAGGCCUGCCAGCGGAUUAACUCUAUCCUGAAAUUCUACACGCUUUGGCGAUUCCGCUACCAGGUGUGGCCUCGCAUGGAGGAAGGAGCCCAGCAGAUCUUCAAAAUUCCGCCACCCAGCAUAAACUUCACCCUGCCAUCUCCCAUACUUGGCAUGCCCUGUGUCCCCAUUUUUGACCCCCCAUGGGUUCCCCAGAACACCGGAAGUGUCCAAGACCCAAUCAAUGAGGACCAAUCUUUCCCCACGUUAAUUCAGUCAGUCCAUGCCAUAAAAUCCUUCUCAGCACGGGCAGUGUCACGCUCCCAUCAACGAGCCGAGCACAUCCUAAAGAACUUGCAGCAGGAGGAGGAGAAGCGACGCCUGGGUCGUGAAGCCAGCAUCAUUACAGCCAUCCCUGUAGCGCAGGAAGCAUGCUACGAGCCCACGUGCAGCCCUCCGUCAGAGCAAGAGGAGGAAGCAGAAGAAGUGGUGAACCUGGCGUCUCGCCGUCUGUCUGUUAGUCCAUCCUGCGCCUCCAGCAACUCCCACAGGAAUUAUUCUUUCCGACGAGGCUCUGUGUGGUCAGUCCGCUCAUUAGCCAGUGCUGAAGAUGAAGAGAAUACGACAGAACACACACCCACACACCACAUGGUACAGCCACCACAGGCAGUCUUUCCAGCAUGCAUUUGUGCUGCCGUGCUCCCAAUCGUGCACCUCAUGGAGGACGGUGAGGUUAGAGAGGACGGUGUAGCUGUGAGUGCAGUUGCCCAGCAAAUCUUGUGGAACUGCCUCAUUGAGGAUCCUGCCCUUGUUCUGCGUCAUUUCCUGGAGAAACUCACCGUGAGCAACCGGCAGGAUGAGUUGAUGUACAUGUUAAGGAAGCUGCUGCUUAAUAUUGGAGACCUUCCAGCACAGACCUCCCACAUCCUUUUCAACUACUUGGUGGGCUUGAUCAUGUACUUUGUGCGGACACCCUGCGAGUGGGGGAUGGAUGCCAUCUCAGCUACGCUCACCUUCUUGUGGGAAGUGGUGGGCUAUGUAGAAGGGCUAUUCUUCAAGGACCUGAAGCAGACCAUGAAGAAGGAACAGUGUGAAGUCAAGCUGUUGGUCACUGCGUCCAUGCCAGGAACCAAGACUCUGGUGGUCCACGGACAGAACGAGUGUGACAUCCCGACGCAGCUGCCAGUCCAUGAAGACACACAGUUUGAAGCUUUGCUUAAGGAAUGUCUGGAGUUCUUUAACAUUCCAGAGGCUAGGUCAGCACAUUAUUUUCUUAUGGACAAACGGUGGAACCUCAUCCAUUAUUCCAAGACAUACGUAAGAGACAUCUACCCCUUUCGGAGGUCAGUCUCACCACAGCUCAACCUUGUUCACAUGCUUCCUGAGAAAGGACAGGAGCUUAUCCAGAAACAGGUGUUUUCCCGCAAACUGGAGGAGGUAGGCCGAGUGCUCUUCCUUAUCUCCCUUACUCAGCAUAUGCCAGCGGUCCAUAAACAGUCCCACGUCUCACUGCUCCAAGAAGACCUUCUCCGCCUGCCAUCUUUCCCGAGAACUGCUAUUGAUGCCGAGUUCUCCCUUUUUAAUGAGACACAGGGUAAGGAGCUAUUCGGCUUAGACACCCUUCACAAGGUGUUGUGGAUUAAGCUUCUUGAAGAGAUGUUCCUGGGCAUGCCCAGCGAGUACCCGUGGGGAGAUGAGAUGAUGCUGUUCCUAAAUGUUUUUAAUGGGGCGUUACUCCUUCACCCGGAAGACAGCGCCCUCCUCAGACAGCAUACAGCCACUGCGAUCAACACUGCCGUACACUUCAAUCAUCUGUUCUCACUGAGUGGCUAUCAGUGGAUCUUGCCAACUAUGCUACAGGUGUAUGCAGACUACGAGGGCAACCCUUUAUUGAGACAAGGGAUCGAAUUUUGCUGUCGCCAGUUCUACAUCCUCCACCGCAAGCCCUUUAUCCUGCAGUUGUUUGCCAGCGUAGCGCCAUUGCUAGAAUUCAAUACAAGCACCAGUAGUGGACUUUCCAAGGGAGUGUCUGCUCAGUGUUUGUUCGACCUUUUGGUCUCUCUGGAAGGUGAGACUCAGGAUGCCCUGGAUGCACUGGAACUUGUCAAGGCUGAGAAACCACUGCGCUCUCUUGAUUUCUGCUACGGUAAUGAGGACUUGGCCUUUUCAAUUAGUGAGGCCAUCAAGCUGUGUGUCACCGUGGUAGCGUAUGCACCUGAAUCCUUCAGGAGUCUCCAAAUGUUGAUGGUGCUGGAGGCCCUGGUCCCAUGUUAUCUCCAGAAGCUGAAGAGCAACACAAUGACUAUGGAGUCAGCCUCGGCUGCCAGGGAUGAGAUUGCAGCUAUUGCUGCUCUGGCCACGUCAUUGCAAGCAUUGCUUUACAGCUCAGAGGCCCUCACAAGGCCCAUGACGGCACCACAGAUAUCCCGCUGUGAUCAAGGCCAUAAAGGAGGAACCACUGCCAAUCAUACAAUGUCAGGCGGCAUCAACACAAGGGACAACCUCCACUUACUGGAAGAGGGCCAGGGCAUGCCAAGGGAAGAGCUGGACGAGCGCAUCGCAAGGGAGGAAUUCCGUCGACCUCGAGAGUCUAUGCUGAACAUCUGCACUGAAUUCUAUAAGCAUUGCGGCCCGCGUCUGAAGAUCCUGCAGAAUGUAGCUGGUGAGCCACGAGUGACGGCGUUGGAGCUUCUCGAUAUGAAGUCCCACAUGAGGCUGGCCGAGAUUGCCCAUGCCCUUUUGAAGCUGGCGCCAUAUGACACCCUGACCAUGGAGAGCCGAGGCCUACGCCGGUACAUCAUGGAGAUGCUGCCCAUCACUGACUGGUCUUCUGAGGCCGUGCGUCCCGCUCUCAUCCUCAUCCUCAAGAGGCUCGACCGCAUGUUCAACAAGAUUCACAAAAUGCCCACGCUCAGGUGCGCUCGCCCACAGGCAUUGUGCACCAGGAGACAGGUGGAGUGGGAAGCAGCCAGUAACCUGAUUGAGGGCAUAUGUCUGACUCUGCAGCGACAAUCAAUCAUCUCCUUCCUCCCACACCUUCGCUCCCUCAUCAACGUCUGUGUCAAUUUGGUUAUGGGUGUGGUGGGUCCAUCCAGUGUAGCAGACGGUUUACCUCUGCUUCACCUCAGCCCUUACCUCUCACCGCCACUCCCUUUCAGUACAGCGGUGGUCCGGUUGGUCGCCUUACAAAUUCAGGCUUUGAAAGAAGACUUCCCUCUGAGCCAUGUGAUCUCACCUUUUACCAAUCAGGAGAGGCGAGAGGGGAUGCUGCUAAAUCUGCUCAUUCCCUUUGUUCUCACUGUCGGGUCUGGAAGCAAAGACAGCCCUCACCUUGAGCAGCCGGAAAUCUUCCUGCUGCUGCAGACAGUCAUCAACAUUCUGCUGCCUCCACGCAUCAUCUCCACAUCCCGCACCAAGAACUUCAUGCUGGAUGCUUCGCCGGCUCACUGCUCUACCCCCGGUGAUACGGGAAAGGAUCUGCGCAGGGAGGGUUUGGCUGAGUCCACCAGCCAGGCAGCAUAUCUGGCUCUGAAAGUGGUAUUAGUGUGCUUCGAACGCUCGCUGGGGAACCAAUGGUACCGUCUAAGUUUGCAAGUUAAGGAGAUGGCUCUCAGGAAGGUGGGCGGCCUGGCUUUCUGGGACUUCAUUGACUUCAUCGUGCGAACCCGCAUCCCCAUUUUUGUUCUACUGAGGCCCUUCAUACAGUGCAAGCUCUUGACGCAACCAGCAGACUCUCAGGAAGAGAUCACAGCACGUCAUCAUAUCGCCGACCAGCUAGAGCGACGCUUCAUCCCACGACCUCUGUGCAAGAGCUCGCUGUUUGCAGAAUUCAACAACGAACUCAAAAUCCUCAAAGAGGCUGUCCACAGCGGCUCUGCGUACCAGGGAAAGACGUCCAUCAGCACAGUGGGCACUUCCACAUCAGCUUACCGCCUCAGUUUGGCCACAAUGUCGCGCUCCAACACGGGUACUGGCACAGUUUGGGAACAGGACAGCCAGCCAUCACGCCAGCCAUCCCAGGACACGCUCAGUCGCACUGAUGAAGAUGAUGAAGAGAAUGACUCCAUAAGUAUCCCCAGUGUAGUGAGUGAACACGAGGCGUUUUUGCCCAGACUUAUAUCGGAACGCCGAUUCUCCAGCCAUGCCACCGGCUCAGCCACUCUGCAACCCGAAGCACCCCGAAGCACAAUGCUUCCCAGCCACAGUGAACCCAAUGUGCUAGAUGAGUCCCAGGGCCUUCUGCAGGAGGGCAACCUCUCUAGGGUUGCCAGCGUACAGAGCGAACCUGGACAGCAAAACCUACUCAUUCAGCCUCCGCUGGGAAGGAAGCGAGGCCUCAGACAGCUGCGGCGCCCCCUGUUGUCCAUUCCAAAAACUGAGCCACGUGGUCGUUCAGGAGCUCGUCUUUCCACAACGCGCCGGAGCAUCCAACCCAAAAACAAACCACUGGAAACUUUAUUGGACUGUGAAGCGUCGCAAGGAGACCAAAAGAGAUCGGUCACCUUCACCGAGACGCGGAGCCAGCAAGCGUGCGCCGGAGCCGGGAAGCCUUCCAGUCCGAGCGGCAAAGAUGUUCUAGUUGAGGGCAGGAAGGCCAACCCUGCCACAUCCAAGCCCCCAAUGCUGGAAGUGCCCUCUGCCUCAUCGGCCACCGUCAUCGCCGACCUGCACAGCCCUGCCAAAACACAGGUUGCUCAGAGUAUGACUAUCAAGGAGAAACGAGAGCAAUGGGGCCUCCGCAGCAGCCUUUCCCCACCCACCUCCAUCUCUCGUGCUUCGACCCCAACACCACCACCUCAUCCCUGCUCACCCCUUACCCUGUCAAGAACCAGCUCCCCUUUGUCGCGCACCUGCUCUCCUCUUCCUCCACCCCUCCCAGUGCUGAGUACGGCACCGUCCCCCGGGCCACCUCAGCCGCCCGUUCUCUCUCUCCCACCAAGCCCACUUGUUGCUCCGCCAACGGCCAGCUGCAACCGAGAGAGUCCCGGGGACGCGGAUACCACCGCACUCCUGCCACAAAGUAACACCCUGCUUCAACUAAGUGAAGACGAGGGCACAGAAAACCCUCUCCUCACCCCACUCUUGACCACAUCCUCACCUCAGCACUCACCUUGCCGAAUUCCUCUUUCUCCUGGUGACUUGGACUUGGGUGAGUCACAUGUGUAAAGUUACUUUUAUUCCCAUUGCGCCAACUCACAGCAAAAGUUGACACAUUACCAAAUUUAAUCUCACUGACGACAAUAGAUGUCUGAACGGGAGGAGAGGAAAGACUAGGGUAUGACAGGGCAGUGUGAGUGCGACAUGCGACGAGUUUUAACAUUUUAAAGAGUUAAGCAAGUCAUUCCUUCAAUGAGGAAAACCAACUGAACCCCAAUGUGCUCCUUUCUGUACAAAACCUUUACAGAAUAGAAGUGAAUGUAUGUUUUAUGAGAGUUCAUGACAAUACACUACAGUAUAUUCAUGAAAUAUAGUAUAAUUAAAUGACGUUAUAGAAAUUAUCAAAUUGUAGUAAAUUUUAUGAAGGUACUUAAUGAAAGAGAAUCACAUAUUCUUUAUGAUCGAUGAAAUAUAUACACACAUAUUUAUUUUUAAAUAUUCUUUAAAAAAAUAAUAACAUUGAAUAUUUACAGUGUUUGUCUUGCUGUCACAAUGCUGUUGUAACCAUUGCCAUGUAUCUGAUUCCAUGCCUUAAUAACAAGAAAAAAACAGCAAAUAUCAAUAACAUGAAAAAACAGCCAAUAUCAAUAUUUAGGUUUAGAUUAUUUUGUUUUGUGCUGUGAAAUACCUCUGAAACAUGGAAGAUUAUGAUGUGCCAUACUGUACGUCCAACCAGCACCGUUUGUUAUUGUCUGACCCCUUUAACUUCAAAUGUUGAUCACAACAAUUGUUCAUGUGUUCUUGUUCUGGUCUGUUCAGGCUGAGACAUUUGUGCCAUUGAAAUGUACUUUUGUGUGAUGUAACUGAAAAUACAAAAAUAUCAGCACAACAGAUGUGUCAUAUUAUUCUUUUUUUAUUUAAUUUUAGACUUUAGAUUAAAAAAAAAAAAAUCUUUUAAAAGGCAGUUGCGACAAUUAAUACGUUGCAGUGGAAAGACGUGCUAACAUUAAGUAAAAAAUUAAUAGUUGGUCAUUAGACUUUUGACGAUUGGUCACCGAAGAAUGAACGCAGAUGAAAUUAUAAUAUAGACAAAAUAUCGAAAUGGUGAUAUAUCGUGAUACUUUGUAUCCCAAAAGGUUAUUGAUAUGCUCCUGCCAAGAAUCAAGAUAUUGUUUUAAAAAGGUGUCAAUGUCUAAAAAAAAAAAAAAACACACACAAUAAAAAGUAGAGAUGUCCGAUCACGUCAUUUUCAAAGUAUCGGAAUCGGCAAAAAAAUAUCGGAUAUGCGUUUUUUAAUAUAUAUAUAUAUAUAUAUAUAUAUAUAUAUUUUUUUUUUUUUUUUAAUUAAAUCUUUUUCUAAUUGUAUUUAACGUUACAGACAAAAUGUCUAACACUCAUCCAGAGUAUUUAGUUUUGGUUUAAAGUGGGGCUUUCAAAUUUAUCGCGUCAACGGCGGUAAUAACAUUAAAAUAUUUAACACAAUUAACGCAUGCGCUGCACUACUCACUCACGCAUUGUCGCGUUCAAUCUACAAUGGCAUUGUGUUACAUAUACAUAGAACUAAAAGGCAACGUAAAAUGAGUAGAGAGAAUUUUGGCAGCCUUUGAAGCUUUUUUUAAUUGGCUAAAGCCUUACAAUCCCUCUCUCAAUGAUCAGAAAUAUCGUGGGAAGCAAUGUGGGGAAGAAAGGUAGUAGUUGAUCUUUUUCUUAACACCCUAUUGUAUUUUCCAACGCUGAGAAGAUAUAUCAAUUGGUACUAUUGCGCACAGUCAUGGUUGCACUUACCAUCAUGCAUUUGGGCAGAAGUUAAAUGGCUGAAUUAUCAUUUACUGAAAGCUCAUAAAAAUCCACUAGAUGGCAAUAUUUAGUCACAAUAUACAAAAUCACAUUUGUCCUUUAAGAAUUACAAGUCUUUCUAUCUGUGCAUCCCUCUCACAGAAAGAAUGUUAAUAAUGUAAAUGCCAUCUUGAGGAUUUAUUGUCAUAAUAAACAAAUACAGUACUUAUGUACUGUAUGUUGAAUGUACAUAUUCGUCCGAGUUUUAUUCAUUUUUUUCUUAAUGCAUUGCCAAAAUGUAUAUGAUCGGGAAAAAUUAUCGGGAAUGAUUGGAAUUGAAUCGGGAGCCAAAAAAAAGCAAUCGGAUCGGGAAAUAUUGGGAUCGGCAGAUACUCAAACUAAAAUGAUCGGGAUCUGAUCAGGAGCAAAAAAACAUGAUCGGAACAACCCUAAUAAAAAGGAACCAACAAGUGGCUACCAAAAUAUUCCAAAAUAAUAGUGUCUCAGUUAACGCCCAAUCCAUUUAGACUGGGAAAGUUCGUUCAUUCGAAACCAGAGCAUUCACAGUCAUUCUGUCCGAUUUUCAGGGCAUUUGCUGUUCAUUUUAGGGCAUUUACAGGUCAUUUCCUGUUGAGUUUGAGUCACUGCCUAUUCAUUUGGGUGAUUCCCAGGUCGCGUCAUGUUCUGUAACUCAAAAUAAACAGGAAGUAACCCAUAAAAUACCCCAAAAUCAACAGGAUGUACCGUAUUUUUCGGACUAUAAGUCGCAGUUUUUUUCAUAGUUUGGCUGAGGGUGCGACUUAUACUCAGGAGCAACUUAUGUGUAUAUAACACAUUAUGAUAUAAUUUCACAUGUUGUUUUGGUGUUUUGGAGUGACACUUAUGGUUUGGUAAACUUGUUAGCAUGUUCUUUAUGCUAUAGUUAUCUGAAUAACUCUUAAUAGCUAUGGCCAUGUUCGCAUUCUGCCUUUGGCAAUGUGUGUUCAAUUGUAUUAUUGACUUUUUCAUAUUGAAAUGCAUGCUUUUAGUUUGUGGCGCUUUCAAGCCUACGUGGGGGCGCACUCGCACUUGUUUACGCGAAGAAGAGCGCUCACACGCCAGAAGAAGACAGACAGCUAUGCAGCGUCUCUGACCGAGUGGGUGAGAGAGAGAGAGAGAGAGAGAGAGAGAGAGAGAGAGAGAGAGAGAGAGAUACGGCUGCGAACCUACGUUCAUUGUUUAUGCUUGUAAAAUAUCUCUACAGAGGCAACACCUGAGUGUAUCAUCUUUUUUGUGUUGUUGUUGUGUGUUUUCCACCCACGACACUUAGAGCUAGUUGUGUGGUUGUUUGAACGAUGUGCUAAUGCUAGCGAACGCUUGCUAACCGUUUGUGUCAUUUUUGUAAUAGCACCUAAUUAUCAUUUAUUUACGCUGAUGCGAACCUGUUUGGUAUCGAGGAUGGAAUUGAUUCAGCAAAUUAUACGGACGUCCAGCAUCGUCAUUUGGGAGUUUAGCUUGCUGUACAGCCAGGACCGAGCCGUAGCGUCCUGGUGAGGACAGUAUAUUCGCAUUUCGUUGUUCAUGCGUCAUGUAACAUCAUACUGUACACUUAUUCAGCAUGCUGUUCUCUAUUGUAUUUUUAUAUUAAAUUGCCUUUCAAGAGUACAUAUCUGUUCUAUGUGUUGGAUUUUAUCAGGUAAAUUUCCCCCCAAAAUGCGACUUAUACUCCAGUGCGACUUAUAGUCCAAAAAAUACGGUAACUGAAAAUCAACAGGUAAAUGACCUUAAAUGGCCCAAAAUGACCUCAAUGCCUGGCAUUGGCUGCCACUGAUGGCCAUCGACGUGAAAUGAACAUCGUUCAUUCGCUGCCAUCCCUCCCACUUCAAACGGAUUGGACGUCUACUAGUGAUAAAUUCAUUCCAAUUCACAGCAGAAGCUUGUUUUUCUGUUUAUUAAUUGUUUGUAGAAUAUCCUACAAUGAUUUUCUGACCAAUGUAUCGAUAAUCGUUGUAUCGCCAUAUCGUCAGAUCAACAUUAUCAUGAGCUUUGUAUCGCGUAUCGUAUCGUGAUGUACCAAGAGGUUCCCGCUCCUAAUUUUUGUGUAUGACAGGGUUUUGAUCAACUUGAAAGUGCUAAUUAUGAUGGAGAAAAAUUUGUACUGUGACAGCUACGUAUUUGACAUUGGGAAUCGGUUUUAUUGAAUAUGUUUGUUGAAAUUCAUUCAAAUCAAGCCAUGUAACAUAGCACAUGUAUCUAAUGUAAAUAUCACUAAGUACUGUAUAGUCAAACCAGGAAACAAAAUGAAUGUGUGUUUUGACCAAGGGCGUACGUUUGCUUAGGGACGGUAGGGACAUAACACUACCAACUUUUCAGGAUGCUGAAAUUGUCCCCACCAACUUUUUAGCCAUUUGCAUUAUAACUUCAGUUCAGUUAUAUGGGUAAUUUUUGAUUGUCUUCCCAUAUGUUGUAAGGCUAGAAUAGACCCUACCAUUAUUAAGUGAAGUAUUUUCAUUAUGUUCAGACUUAUAUUUAUCCCUUUUCACUUGCUGAAUGUGCUGGUCCAUUUCUUUCCCCUCAAGUGCACGUUUGAUUGGAUGAUGACUUGACCCCCACCCCCCACCCCCGCCCCCUCCUCCCACCACACAGACCCACACAACCUCGCCGACAGAAAUACAAAGUGCAGCCUCCUCCACUCCCUUCGAAGAGGAAGGAUAUUAGAAGUUGUUGUUUUUUUUCGGACAGCUGCAACAUUGGGGGAAACACCACUAAUUUUGCUACUAAAAGUCCGACCUGCAUCAGAGUUAGCAUAGUAUUAACCUGUGUGAACUUGACAACCUGCAAAACUACUGCGGUCAGGCCAGUGUCAGUGUCCCUCUGAAGUGGACCCAUUCUUGGGACUUACGGUGAAGCACAUAAUGCAACCAAGGAUCCAAAUGAGGGUUGGCUAGCUUGACUUGUGGAGGCUGGCUUGACCGCAGUAGAUUUGCAGUUUAAUAAGUUCACACAGAUUAAUGCUAUGCUAACUUUGAUGCAGGUCUGACAUGAACAUGAACUGACAUGAAAAAAAAGUGAAAUGAAA